UAGAAACUUCCUGUACGGUCUUAACCUCCUAUCCACGCAUAAAAUCACUCUUCUUCUGCAGCACGUAACCACCCAGAGUAGUAACAACCAGCGGAGAUAUGGCUACCUACCGCCUUCUCACCACGCGCGCCACCGCAACAACUCUUUUCAGUAACCGUUUUCUUCCUGUUCGCUCCGUCUCUGCUGCCAUUUCCACUCGACGGAGCUUCAAUACUCAUUGCGAUCACGCGAAUGUUUAUGACAGCGAUUUCCUCUCAGACUUGUUUGAUCGGGUUAAACCAGUGAGAAGCAUGAGCCAGAUCUACAACAUGGCAGAAUCUGGUGGGGGAGAAUUAGGAGAAAGGAAGGGAUGGGGAGCGAAGGAAAACGGAGAGUAUCUCAGUCUCAGGUUCGACAUGCCAGGCUUGGACAAAGACAACGUCAAGAUCUUGGUAGAGCAGGACACUUUGAUCAUCAAAGCAGAAUCGGAGAAUGAAUCUGAGGACGAGGAGGAAGAAGAGCUACCACACGCAUACUUUGGCCGAUUAAACCUGCCAGUGGAUUUGUAUAAACUGAAAGAGAUCCAAGCCGAGAUGAAGAAUGGUGUGCUAAAAGUUCUGGUUCCGAAGGUGAAACCAGAAGAGAGGAAUGAUGUGUGGGAGGUUGAAGUAAAGUGAACAUUUCAUAUGCGCAAUUUAGAGCUGAUUGGAGGUCGUGAUGAUGGACAUUAGAGAGGAAGAGUUUACUUUGCAAAUAAUCCAGAUUUAUGAGUAAAUCUUAAGUUAGAAAAUGUGAUGAAUUUUCUAUCUUAAAGUGAACUUCUAUGAUGCAGUAGAUAUAUGAUUAGAGUAAUAGCUACAUAUGGUGAAUGCUGAAUAUUCAUCACCUUGCACA
Messenger RNA from Helianthus annuus (common sunflower), 873 nucleotides. Its product is annotated as 23.6 kDa heat shock protein, mitochondrial. NCBI's taxonomy places the organism in Eukaryota, Viridiplantae, Streptophyta, Magnoliopsida, Asterales, Asteraceae. The record is from RefSeq and is a predicted model, not a curated record. The coding region runs from base 99 to 656 and encodes 185 amino acids. The transcript has 2 exons.